Molecule: messenger RNA, 2153 nt
Organism: Porites lobata
Lineage: Eukaryota; Metazoa; Cnidaria; Anthozoa; Scleractinia; Poritidae
Source: the annotation of a GenBank genome assembly
AGUGUCGAUUGUUCUUUUUCAGAUUUAGAAAACUCCGUUAUCGUAGGAAAGAGCAAAAAUCAUUUGAGAAGCUUAAGGAGUUGGCUAGCCCCUGUAGCACGAAGCGUGAAUUCUCUCUGGAAGCGCUGUUGGCGUGCAUCCGUGGACGGCUGGGCUGCAAGUACAUUUCACUCCCGAUGUGACAGCAAGGGCCCGACUGUGACAAUAAUAAGGGUCGGGAGAUAUAUUUUUGGGGGAUACACAAGUAUUUCAUGGGGUAAGUGAGCAUUCAUCAUAAGCCAUGGCGGUGACAUUUAUACCUUUGGCGUAAUUGGCAUUGAUAUGUUCAGCUAAAAGUGCAGCUUGGUACUUAGCAAUAUGGAAUCAUGUGACUGUACCUUUCAUACAUGGUUACGCAGUGGCGGACAAAGGUUCUAGGUUAAUAGCUCUAGAUGUGGGCCCAUAUCCCCUCGUUCCUCAAGGGGCGAGGGCCGCCCCUCCUACACUCACAUGGUGUGAAUAAACGCCCCACCCCUUUUCUAGAGUUCUGGUUCUGCAGAUGGUAAGUGAUGCAUUUCUAGCUUGUCAAAACGUGCCCAAAUUCCAGGCCAACACUAUCGAAUUAUAAUAAUUUUGAGGUUCUAAUUGAGGACCGCCCCUCCUACAAUCACAUGGUGUAGAUGAGCGCCAUCCCCCACCCUUCUUCUCAAGUUCUGGUUUUGCAGAUGAUAAGUGAUGCAUUUCUAGCCUGUCAAAACGUGUUUAAAUUCCAGGCUACUACUAUUAUAAUAAUUUGAGGUUGUAAAAUAUCGAUAUUGUUCGGACUUUCUUGCUACCCUGCUAUCUUCCAUCCCUCAGUUCCCAUAUUGCAAAAGUAGCGACUAACGAACUUCGCCACAGGUUUUUGGUGAAAUUCGCAAAUUUUGGCAAAGAAAAAACAUUCUCUUUUGACAUGUCCACGUACGUGAUACACCAAGACGAAGGUUCAUUUCACCGAUCAAACUUUCGUAAUUUUGCCUGAGCGAAAUGUCACGAAGAGGAUUCUUCUUCGAACGAACUUGAUAGACUGAAAUCGGUGACUGAAAUACAUAAUGUUUUAUACCUUUUCAAGGAUAAAGUCUCCUAAAACUCCUAUUAUCUGUUUCCUUCAUUGUGUUCUUAAUACAGCACCCUUAAAAUCAAAGGAAGUCUUAAUUUACCAAUAAAAGUGUAUUGCGACAUGCACCAGUUCAUGCAAAAAAGACGCUUCUAGCUUCGGCAAGUGGUAAAAACUACAAAAACGGAUAAAUUUGGAGAUUUUCUCCGUAAAGUUAUAAAAGAACAUAUCUUAUUAAUUACUAAUUUUUUUCCCGAUCUAUUGCUUGCAAUUGCAAAUCUUUUAAAAUUAACAUCUCCCAGAGGCCGACACCUCAGCUUCGGUGAGCUUGCAGCCACAUAAAACUCUCUCCUGAGCGGACGAACCACUUUUGCCAUGAGUAUAACUGUAUCUUUUACCAAAAUACCUGCUCGUAAAUAAUAAUGCAAUAAAAAAUAUUCAUACUGAUAAUAAUGAUGAUGAUGAUAAUAAUAACAGUAAUAUAACAAUAAUUAUAAUAAUAAUAUUGAUAAUGAUAAUGAUAAUAAUAAAGAAGACAUAGAAACUGAUUUCGUUUUUGAUAAAUGACGAACGUUACUGAGAAACUCGAUCGAAUUUGUUUUAUGAGAAUAAGGUAUUGACUGUUUUUAAUUAAUAAUAAUAAUAAUCAUCGUCAUCAUUAUGACAGGCACAAAGACAAUGUCGCUAACUUAUCUUAGAAAAGUUUCGUUUCAUUUCUUUUAGCUUCUGGUUCUGGCCGGUAUCAAUACGACUCAAAAUCCUUCUUAUUUUCGCUGGUAAACAAGCCAGGAUGGGCGCCUGUCAAAUUGUCUCAGUCAGGGCAAUCUAGUUCUAGCAAAGAUUCCAUAUACUUUUACUCAUCCUAUGGGCCUACAUUCGGAGGAGGACAUGACAUUAACAUCAAAAACUACGCGUCAUCUAAUAGCAAUUCUUACAGCAACCUUGGCUGGACUUACAGCCCACCGCGCGGAUACAGCUACACCAGCACCUUCGCACGAACAUUCCUGGCAGGAACUUACAAGUUCACAGCAGACGAAGUUGAAACCUUUUACGAAACAACCUAAUUAAUAUAAUGCGU